Molecule: messenger RNA, 795 nt
Organism: Prorocentrum cordatum
Lineage: Eukaryota; Dinophyceae; Prorocentrales; Prorocentraceae
Source: the annotation of a GenBank genome assembly
AUGGUGAAGUGGGUGCCCGUCAGCCGAGACGAGGGCGCUGAGGAAAAGCCCGCGGAGGACAAGUCCAAGAAGGCGAGGCCGGACAAGGGGCAGAAGGGCGGCAAGGACAAGGAAAAGGACAAGGGCUCGGGCAAAGACAAGGACCAGGGCAAGGACAAGGGCAACGACAAGGGCAAGGGCUCGGGCAAGGGCAAGGACACGGGCAAGGGCAAGGACGAGCUCGCCGGCAAGGGCAAGGGCGAGGACAAAGGCAAGAGCAAAGGCAAGGACAAAGGUAAGGACAAGGCAGACGGCAAAGGCAAGGGCGACGGCUGGGGCAAGGGCGACGGCUGGGGCAAGGACGACGGCUGGGGCAAGGGCGAGAGUGAUUACUGGGGCGGCAAGAGGGGCUGGAAGGGCGACGAGAGUGGAGCCGCCAAAAGAGAGGAGGACGCGCCCUGGUGGAAGGACGGCAAAGGCCGGGGCAAGGACAGCGGCAAGGACGGUGGCAAGGACAAGGGUAAGGACAAGGAUAAGGACAAGGGCAAGGACAAGGGCAAGGGCAAGAGCAAGGCGGAGCCAGUCCCCAGCGCGAUGAAGACUGUCCAAGAGUUCGAGGACGAGCUCGCGCGGAGCGCGGCCGGAGCCGCACCGACCCGCCAACGCCGCGGCGACGGGUCCAAGCAGCCGGUGGACGGCAAGGGCGCGCACUGCGUGGUCCACAAGCACAGCGGCAUGGGCUGUGCCGUGGUCUUCCUCUCCGUGCGGGCGAGGGAGGCCGUGAUGGCUCAUCCGAGAGGGCAAGUCCGGGAGUAA